Lachancea meyersii CBS 8951 is the source of this 2589-nucleotide messenger RNA. NCBI's taxonomy places the organism in Eukaryota, Fungi, Ascomycota, Saccharomycetes, Saccharomycetales, Saccharomycetaceae. The record is from the annotation of a GenBank genome assembly.
AUGGCCAGUCAAACUUCCGACCGUGAAGUGCUCCCCACGAACGUCAGGCCAGUGCAUUACGACUUGAGCGUUGAACCUGACUUCGACACAUUCAAAUUCGACGGAAAUGUCAAGAUUGACUUGCAAGUAAACGACUGCAGCAAGGACACUAUCCAGCUAAACACCUUGGAAAUCGACAUCAACUCGGCCCAAAUUGGCACUCAGAAGGCUGUGAAAUGGGACAUCGACACCGAGGCGCAAGUGGCAACGUUGGAGUUCCCCAAGGGCUUCCUCAAGGACAAGAAAACCGUGACUUUGGAAUUGUCAUUCACAGGGACUCUUAACGACAACAUGGCAGGGUUCUAUCGCGCCAAGUUCACCGACAAGAAGACCGGGGCCACCAAGUACAUGGCGACCACGCAGAUGGAGCCCACAGACGCCAGAAGAGCGUUCCCCUGCUUCGACGAGCCCAACCUAAAGGCCACGUUCGCCAUCACCCUUAUUUCCAGCCAGCACUUGACGCAUCUGUCGAACAUGGACGUCAAGUCAGAGCUCCUAAAGGGCAACAAGAAAUACACCACGUUCAACACCACGCCCAAGAUGUCCACGUAUCUAGUCGCAUUCAUCGUUGCCGAAUUGAACUAUGUGGAAAGCAAGCAUUUCCGCAUUCCUGUCCGUGUGUAUGCCGCUCCAGGUGAGGAACACGACGGCCAGUUCGCUGCCGAUCUGACCGCCAAGACUCUGGCGUUUUUCGAACGCACCUUUGGCAUCCAAUACCCACUGCCUAAAAUGGAUAACGUUGCUGUCCACGAGUUCAGCGCUGGUGCUAUGGAAAACUGGGGUCUGAUUACCUACAGAGUCGUGGACCUUCUUUUGGACCGCGAGAACUCAACUUUGCAACGUGUUCAGAGAGUCGCAGAAGUUGUCCAACACGAACUUGCCCACCAAUGGUUCGGAAACCUGGUCACCAUGGAUUGGUGGGAAGGCUUGUGGUUGAACGAAGGUUUUGCCACUUGGAUGUCUUGGUACUCUUGUAACGAGUUUGAGCCGGAAUGGAAAGUCUGGGAACAGUACGUCUCUGACACUUUGCAAUCUGCGCUGGCUCUGGACUCCCUCAGAUCGUCGCACCCAAUUGAGGUGCCCGUUAAAAGAGCGGACGAGAUCAAUCAAAUUUUCGACGCCAUUUCCUAUUCCAAGGGUUCAUCUCUCUUGAGAAUGAUAUCCGUUUGGUUGGGAGAAGACGUCUUUAUCAAAGGUGUCUCUGACUACUUGACCAAAUUCAAGUACGGCAACGCCAAGACAGAAGACUUAUGGGAUGCUUUGUCCAAAGCUUCUGGUAAAGAUGUGCGUAAGGUCAUGGAUAUUUGGACCAAGAAGGUAGGGUUUCCCGUGGUGUCCGUCGAGGAAAGUGGCAAUAAAGUCACUUUCACUCAAAACCGUUACCUCACCACCAAGGAUGUUAAGCCUGAGGAAGACAAGACACUAUUCCCAGUAUUCUUGGCUUUGAAGACCGACCAAGGUGUCGACCACUCGUUGGUUCUCAAUGAUAGGUCGGCAACUUUUACUUUGAAGGAAGCAGACUUCUUCAAGGUGAAUGCCGACCAAGCCGGUAUUUUCAUCACAUCUUACACGGACGAGAGAUGGGCCAAGCUAUCCAAACAGGCCGACCAGCUCUCUGUUGAAGAUCGGACUGGUCUUGUUGCAGAUGCCAAGGCUCUUUCCACCUCCGGCUACACCUCCACUACAAAUUUCUUGGAGCUCAUCUCCAACUGGAGAAGUGAAAACUCUUUUGUUGUCUGGGAACAGAUGAUCAAAAGUCUGUACUCUUUGAGAGCUACAUGGCUGUUUGAGUCUCAGGAAGUUAACGACGCUUUGAACGAGUUUACCAGAAAGCUUGUUUCUGACAAAAUCGACGAACUGGGCUGGUCGAUUCACAAAUCAGACUCCUAUUCCGUUCAACGUAUGAAGGUCGAAAUGUUCUCUACUGCAAGCGCCGCCAAGAUUCCUUCUGUUGUGUCGGCCUCUUUAGAGAUGUUUGACAAGUAUGUUGCUGGGGACAAGAAUGCCAUUCCAGCUCAAUUAAAACCAUCUGUUUUCAGCACUGCGGCCAAGAAAGGUGGCGAAGAGUAUUACGAGAAAAUGUUCGGCAUUUAUCAAAACCCUGUUAACACGGAUGAGAAACUUGCAGCACUACGAAGCCUAGGUAGAUUUGAAGACGCCAAGCUAACCCAAAGAACUCUAGAUUAUUUGCUAGAUGGGACAGUAUUGCUUCAAGACAUCUAUAUUCCUAUGCAGGGCAUGCGUAUGCACGCAGCUGGUGUGAAGGCUUUGUGGGUCUGGGUCACCCAAAAUUGGGAUGAGCUCACUAAAAGAUUGCCUCCCGGACUGUCCAUGCUAGGGUCUGUUGUUGCAUUGGGAUGCUCUGGAUUCACCUCUUUCGAGGCCAUUGAAGAGGUCCAAAGGUUUUUCAGCAAGAGAUCAACCAAAGGAUUCGACCAGGGACUAGCACAAGCUCUAGACACCAUCACCUCAAAGGCCCAAUGGGUGCAGAGAGACCGCGAUCAUGUCGCCAAGUAUUUGAAAGAGCAUGGCUAUGACAAGGCUGCCUAA